Molecule: messenger RNA, 1359 nt
Organism: Peniophora sp. CBMAI 1063
Lineage: Eukaryota; Fungi; Basidiomycota; Agaricomycetes; Russulales; Peniophoraceae
Source: the annotation of a GenBank genome assembly
AUGGCUACUGAAAGACCCGUCAACUUCUUGAGCGGAUCUCCGCUGAAUAGGCUAUCAUGGAUGCGCGACUCCGCUAUCUUCCUGGACACCCUUGCAGCAUCUCCUAAAGCUCGCUGGGUCGCCUUCCAGGCUGGUUCACCUCUGACAGCGUACCAGUCCUCUAAGAGUGCCCUCGUUGCCUUCCCCACCGCCGAUGUACGGCCGUUCAUAGGAGAGGCUCCUUUGUUUGGUCAAGGAAAGGUCAAGGGCGAGCGUUCGACGGAGAAGGCUUCCGUGCUCGAGUCUGCCCGCUUCUUCGGCGCUCGCAUCGUAUUCAUCGGUGUGCUGGAGAGCGGGGAGAACGAUUUCGGGAGAAUAGAGGACGCAGAGGCGGCUGCAAAUGCGCUGAACGGGUCACCAUACUUCUCAGUCGACCUGACUGACGAGGAUCAGAGCGCUGUCGAUGCAUUGCUGGAGAGGGCGCGUGCGGCGCACCCUGGCGCAAACGUGUCGUUCGCAGAGCCCCGAUCUGCCAUUCGCGGGAUGACCGCCGAAGAUGCAGCCACAUUUGCUGUUGGGCGCUCGAUGCUAGACUGGAAUUCGCGCAACCGCUUCUGCUCCGCAUGCGGACAACCGACACACUCUGUCUGGGGUGGAUGGAAGCGCGCCUGUUCAUCUCUUGUUCCUUGGGCCGAUAACGGUGAUCGCAAGCCAUGCCCGACUUCAAAAGGUCUGCAUAACGUCAACCAUCCACGAACAGAUGCUGCCAUUAUCGUUGCCAUCACGAACGAGACGAACGACAAGAUCUUGCUCGGCCACAAUAAGAAGUUCCCUGGCAACUUCUACAGUACGCUGGCGGGUUUCCUGGAACCAGGAGAAUCAUUCGAGGACUGUGUCAAACGUGAGAUCCUCGAGGAAGCCGGCGUGCACGUAUACAAUGUUCGCUAUCAUUCUGCGCAGCCUUGGCCAUACCCUUCCAGCAUUAUGGUCGGCUUCGUAGCUGACGCAGACCCUAACGAGCCGAUCCGCACAGACCUCGACAACGAGCUCGCGGAUGCUCGGUGGUACACGCGCGAGGAGGUCCUCUCCGUGCUGAACCACGCAGACGGCACCAACAUCUCAAGGCGGGAGUACAAACGUAUCGAUGACAACAUCAAUGGGCAAUCGAACGUAGCCAACAAGAAUGGACCGCCUCCCACUGAAGGUGCUGACGCGCAGGCGGCAAGUGCACAGGAAGCAUCCGCCGCCAGUGCUGGGCCGGACCCGGCCAAGAUCGACGAGCCUCUCUUCCGUUGUCCACCCAUGACCACAAUUGCUGGCGUUCUCAUCAGCGACUGGGCGCACGGUCGGUUCCCGGCAUCGCCGAGCGCAAACUUGUGA